Dermacentor silvarum is the source of this 781-nucleotide messenger RNA. It is a transcript of the gene Ssb-c31a, whose product is annotated as activated RNA polymerase II transcriptional coactivator p15-like. The record is from RefSeq and is a predicted model, not a curated record. Bases 205 to 546 code for a protein of 113 amino acids. Gene Ontology annotation, molecular function: DNA binding; transcription coactivator activity. The transcript is spliced from 5 exons. Gene Ontology annotation, cellular component: transcription regulator complex; nucleus. Lineage: Eukaryota; Metazoa; Arthropoda; Arachnida; Ixodida; Ixodidae. Gene Ontology annotation, biological process: positive regulation of transcription initiation by RNA polymerase II.
UGUAGCAGACGGCCUAGUGCUCGCUCGAAGUGCGGCAUUUGCAUCGUCAGCACCACUAACACUUGUGUCGGUUUACGCCGCGCCAUUUACCGGUAGAGCUCCCGACAACUGCAUCAUAUUUUUCGUUGUAUCUGCGGGCCGCUUGUUUAACUUGUCAGCCCUCACGAUAGCCGAGAAAGUGCCUAGUCACGCGUAGACCACGCAAUGUCAUCGAAGAAGAGGUCAAAGGUUGAAUCGGACAGCGAUUCUGACUCCGGUCCCGAUGACAGGAAUCCUCCGCAAAAGAAGGGAAAGGCAGCCGACAACAAGGGCAAAAGUAGUACAUCUAAAGGUGACAAUGAAGAUGGCAUGUUCAUGCUGGCCAAAAAGCGUUACGUCUCUGUGCGGGAAUUCAAAGGCAGAGUCAUGGUUGACAUACGGGAAUACUACGAGGACGGCAAUGGUGACUUGAAACCGGGAAAGAAAGGCAUCUGCCUUCAGCUGGAUCAGUGGAAUGCGUUAAAAAAUCAAAUUGAUGACAUUGACGCUGCCAUAAGGAAGCAUUAGGCCUUUAAUGGCCGGCUGCACGGUUUUAUGUGUUGCAUAAGUUCAAUUUCAUCUAAAGUCCAUGGACAAGCAUGAUGCACUUUUUUUUUUUUCUGAUGCAUAGUCUGAAACAGUUCAGAUUCAUCAUCUCAUAUCUUAAUACUAAUCUAAAAUAUGCUUUUGUGCAAGCUGUUGUAAUUGUUUCUAAAAAUGUAAACACUUUUUUCAGAGCUAAUAAAAUAAGUUGAGCAUCUUA